Molecule: messenger RNA, 2848 nt
Organism: Ochotona princeps (American pika)
Lineage: Eukaryota; Metazoa; Chordata; Mammalia; Lagomorpha; Ochotonidae
Gene: KNG1
Product: kininogen 1
Exons: 10
Coding region: 149-2095 (648 amino acids)
Biological process (GO): negative regulation of blood coagulation; positive regulation of cytosolic calcium ion concentration; negative regulation of endopeptidase activity
Cellular component (GO): extracellular region; blood microparticle
Molecular function (GO): cysteine-type endopeptidase inhibitor activity
Source: RefSeq, a predicted model, not a curated record
CAUAGCGUAUGGCAGCAGGAAUCCAAUCAAGGCCCCAUACGUUGAGGCAGAAGAGAGAGGAGACAAGAGGCUGAAGAUUGCUGGACUCAGCAUCCAACUUGGCUCCAGAAUCCUCAUCCCUCUGCUCCUAGAGGGAGACUGUUACAUCAUGAAGCUCAUUGCCCUCCUUGUCUUCUGCUCCAGGCUGCUGCUCAGUGAGACCCAGCAACUAAACACUGAAGAAAUUGACUGCAACAAUGAGGAUGUGUUUAAGGCUGUGGAUGCUGCUCUGAACAAAUAUAACACCAGGAUCCAAAGUGGCAACCAGUUUGUGUUGCAUCGCGUGACAGAUGUCAAGAAGAUGGUUGGCUCCGAUAUAUUUUACUCCCUCAAGUACCAAAUCAAGGAGGGUGACUGUCCUGUUCAAAACGGCAAGAGCUGGCAGGAUUGUAACUACAGGGACGCUCAGGAAGCUGCCACAGGAGAAUGCACAGCCACCGUCUUGAAGAGGAACAACGAAAGAUUCUACGUGGCAACACAGACCUGCCAGAUCACUCCAGCUGAGGGCCCUGUGGUGACAGCUCAGUAUAACUGCCUGGGCUGCGUGUAUCCUGUGUCCACCAAGAGCCCUGAACUGGAGCCCGUUCUGAGGCACGCCGUUGAACAUUUCAACAACCACACUAAGCAUUCCCACCUGUUCGCUCUUCAGGAAGUCAAAGGGGCCCUAAAACAGGUGGUGGCUGGAUGGAACUUUGAGAUCACCUACACAAUUAUACAGACCAACUGUUCCAAGGAGCAUUUUCUCCUCCUGACUCCAGACUGCAAGUCCCUUUUGAGUGGCGAUACCGCUGAAUGUUUAGAUCAUGCAUACAUGGACCCUCAGCUAAGGAUAACUUCCUUCUCCCAGGAGUGUGACAUUCUCCCAGGGGAGGAGUUUAUUCCACCACCCACCAAGAUAUGCGCUGGCUGUCCCAAGGCCAUACCCGUGGACAGCCCAAUGCUGCAGGAGGUGCUGACUCAUUCCACAAAAAAGCUUAAUGAAGUGAAUAAUGGAACUUCCUUGUUUAAGAUUGACACUGUGAAAAAAGCCACCGUACAGGUGGUGGCUGGACAAAAAUUUGCUAUUGAGUUCACAGCCAAGGAAACCACAUGUUCUAAGGAAAGUAAUCAAGAAUUGACUGAAAGUUGUGAAAUCAAAUCACCUGGUCAAAAUCUAGAAUGCAAGGCUAACGUUCAUGUGAUACCUUGGGAGCAAAAAAUUUACCCUACUGUCAACUGUCAACCACUGGAAAUGGUGUCAUUUAUGAAAAGACCUCCAGGAUUCUCACCUUUCCGAUCAGUACUCAUGGAGCAAGGGAAAGAAGGCACAACUGUAAGUCCAUCCCACACUUUCACGGCACCUGUACAAGAUGAAGAGCAGGAUCCAGAAAAAGAACAAAGAUCCACUCGUGGGCAUGGCUGGUACCUUGAAGAGCAAAAAAAACAUAGCUUUGACCAUGACCAUAAACAUGGGCAUGACCAAACCCCUGGGCACAAACAGGGGCAUGGCCUUGGCCAUGGGCAUAAAAAACAACAUGGCCUUGGUUAUGGACACCAACAGGAACUAAACUAUGAUCUUGAACAUCAAGGAGGACAUGGUCUUAAUCAUGGACAGAAAAGGGGGCGUGGCCUAGCCCUUGGACAAAAAAAUAAGCAUAAGCUUGGUCAUGGCCAUGAAAAAUAUAAAAAUAAAGGCAAAAACAAAGGAAAGCACUCGGAAAGCUCAUCUGAAGAGAUUACCACUUCUGCACAGACACAAGAGAAGACAGAAGGGCCGACAUCCCUGCCUUUCCUAACCCAGGCAGAUAGAGCAGUUACCCUUCCCGUGUUUCAGGACUCAGACCUCUUGGCAAUUACGAUGCCUAACACACCACCAGCUCCCACAGAAAGUGAUGAUGAUUGGAUCCCUGAUGUCAAGAUAGGUUCCAAAAUCCCUUUGUUUAACCUGAUAUCUGACUUUCCAGAAACAACAUCCCCCAAAUGCCCUGGACGUCCCUGGAAACCAGUUAGUGUAGCAAGUCCAUCCACAGAAACAUCAGCAUUUGAUGAUUUCGACCUUGCUGAUGCUCUUGGUUAAUCGGUGCAGCCAUGGGUAUUUCUUUAGCACUUUAUCGCUCCCUUUACCCCUUGUCCAAACAUAAGCAUCCUGAUAUAAGGCACCAAACACCAUACUGCUUCAGAAUAGCCUGAAAAGAAGCAGUGAAAAUCUCGAUGUGGACACUGUUGAUCUCCACAGACUACAUAAAACAACAUGACACAGCCCUAAAUCCUUGCUGGGCUUUCUAAACUAGCCCAGAAACUGGACAUACAAAUGUGCCUUUUGGUCUAAUGCAGUUGCUUCUCUGAUAACAAAUAUGUACCUUAAAAAAGGUGUCAUCAAACUGUUAUACAAAGAUUCUUGGUAUCCCAAACAGAAUGGUCCCUAAAUCCAUGUGAAAAUUAGGGAAAUCAAGAGACUAAAUGCUGGCCUUAUUAAUGGGGAGAGGAUGACAAUAAAACUUCGCCAAGACACCAAAGCAGGAUAACAAGAAAGAUGAGUUGGCCAAAGAGGAGAAAAUGGAAGUGAAUCCAUUGCCUUUCUGCUCGCCACAUGAGCUAACUGUAUCAAGUAGAUACUCCCAUUUGAUAAAGCUGUUCUGAUAAUUGCUUCUCUUGGUGGGAGUGUUUCCCAUAGGUCAAUAUCCUCUGUGUGCUCGUUAACUACUCUGUGUAACAAGAUUUUUCAAAUAGGAGUUUUCUGUAUAUACUUUACCCAGCUAGAUUGAGUAAUCCUUAGUUUGUAGAAAGCCUGAUAAGGAAGAAAAACAGAAACACACUUGCCAGGAAAAUC